Molecule: messenger RNA, 1825 nt
Organism: Morone saxatilis (striped sea-bass)
Lineage: Eukaryota; Metazoa; Chordata; Actinopteri; Moronidae
Gene: eci1
Product: enoyl-CoA delta isomerase 1
Exons: 7
Coding region: 61-966 (301 amino acids)
Biological process (GO): fatty acid beta-oxidation
Cellular component (GO): mitochondrion
Molecular function (GO): enoyl-CoA hydratase activity
Source: RefSeq, a predicted model, not a curated record
UGCAUUAAAAACAAAGGAAGAAGCAGUGUUGUCAAUCAUCGAUGGUGUGAGCGAGUGAAGAUGGCAUUGAGAGCUGCGCUGAGGAACAAGUGCGGUUUAUCGGGUCUCCUUUCUCUGCGGUCCUCCUGCAGCAGUCAUGGCAGAGUGUGUGCGUCCCCCAUUGCUCAGCAGAGAAACAACUCCACCUCGCCCAAGAUCAAAGUGGAUUUUGACCAAAGCACAGGUGUGGCGGUGAUGCAAAUGCAGAGUCCGCCGGUCAACAGCCUCAGUUUAGAUUUCCUCACAGAGUUCAGCAUCGCCACAGAGAAGCUGGAGAUGGAUAAGAGCUGCCGAGGCCUCAUCAUCACCUCGACCCAGCCCAAGGUGUUCUCAGCCGGGCUGGACAUCAUGGAGAUGUACAGGAAGAGUCCAGAGCACUGUGGAGAAUUCUGGAAAGCCGUUCAGGAGAUGUGGCUGAAGCUCUAUGGCUCCAACAUGGUCACUAUAGCUGCCAUCAAUGGUUCCAGUCCGGCGGGAGGCUGUCUGAUGUCUAUUGCAUGUGACUACAGGAUAAUGGCGGACAACCCCCGUUACAGCAUCGGCCUUAAUGAGACACAGCUCGGCAUCGUAGCACCUUUUUGGUUUAAGGACACCAUGAUCAACACAGUGGGCCACCGAACCACAGAGAUGGCUCUGGAGUUGGGGAUGCUCUACAAUCCUUCAGACGCCCUGAAGAUAGGACUGGUGGACCAGCUGGUACCUGAAGACCAGGUCCUCACCACAGCCACACAGACCAUGACCAAGUGGUUGGCUAUUCCAGACCACGCCAGACAGAUCACCAAGUCCAUGAUGAGGAAGCCAACCAUCGACAAGCUAACGUCCAACAGAGAGACUGACAUCCAAUACUUUGUCAACUUCAUCACCAAAGACUCCAUUCAGAAGUCGCUCGGCAUGUAUCUGGCAAUGCUUAAAAAGAGAAAGGGCUAGAGGAGACUACUUAUACGCAUCUGCCUUCAGUGUCCUGUGUUCGCUGGUGUCAGUUGUACUAAGAACCCUGAAUGCAGCUCUCUGAACCUAAAUAAAUUAAAUAAUGAUUAAAAUUGACCGUACACUAAGCCCUAACCCACAUUAUUGCAACCCCUGUCAAGCUUCCUUUCUCACACGACACGUAUGCAGUUUACGAUAAUGGUGGCAGAUUUACCAUCCAAAAUUAGCAUUAUUUAUUUAUUUCCAUGUGAAUAGACACGCAAGUAAACGUCACACGUCAAAUGUCGCAAAUGUAUAAUAAACUAUGACAUGCUCCUUGUAACAUCAGCCUGCUACUGUAGUUAGUAAGCCAAUUAGCUGGACAUGCUAACAUUUUAAGCUUACAUUAAAGCAGAUAAACACACUCUUUAUCCAUCUUUUGUUCUUAUGGUCUCUGUUUUGGGAAUGCUACAGAAACACAGAGCUCUUCACCCUCUUUAAAUCCUGAGUGUAUCUCUCACACUGCUCCGACAUGUUGAGAAAUCCAAAGUUCGACGGACCAGCCGUGCCGAGUUAUGGUUGCUAAGCUAUGAUUGGACAAUUGCUGUUUGGGGAGGGGUUUAGUAAACGGUCAGUUUGUCACAGUCAGGUCUUCACCAUUCACAGUGCCUAGCCUUACUGUACCUUUAUGAGCCAUAACAACUAUAAAGUUAGCCUGGGUGUAUUUGAAUAACCCACAGUGAGUGGAGCCUUUCUAAUCUCUUACAGAUUUAUCUACAUCAAGUUUUUCUAACAUCUUUUCUGCCAGAAUUUUUAGAAUAAAUGGGUGUGUAUAUGUGGAUACAUUGGUGUGAUUAAAGAAUUAAUUGAACGGUCAAAA